AUGCUCCUCUCCAACAUCACACAGUCUAUGACAGGAGGAGUGCCUCUCUCGGUGAACUUCGACAGUCCUGAGGACUAUUUCGUCUUUAUUUUCCAGAUUCUAUUCGCUACAACUACUGUUCUUGUAGCCGGAACAGUAGUUGUGGGCAUCUUGUUCACCAGAGCGCUGCGAAUUCAAAACAGGUUUAUUUUCAUGCUGAACACCAGUAUUUGUGAUACGCUCGUUGGGUUUUCAGUGUAUUAUCUUGGUCUGUUUGAUGUUCAGGAGGGAUAUCCGUCUAGAAAUGGAACUUAUAAUGUGCUACCGUCACUUCUAGGGGUCAAUAUAUUGACAUUUUUGUUCGCACAAUUUGACCGCUAUUUUGCUGUGUGCCACCCUUUCAUAUACAGCCGCUUCAUCACGAGACCGUUUGUGAUAGGUGUGAACCUCUACUGUUGGGUUUACAACGCUGCUCACUUGCUCGCCAGGAAUGUGUUGCCACUUUCCAAAGCCAUCCAGCUGUAUGUGUUCAGCAUAGUAUUUUUUCAGCUAAUCGUGCUCACCAAAGUGGUCAUGACUAUCAAACUGUAUGUUAUUGCCAGAUUCCAGGUAGAGAGAGACCCCCCCAGCGCCGAGAAAGAAAACAAAAAGGAGUCCUUGAGAAUCAUCAUUUUUGUUGUCAUAAGCUUCUUGGUGUUGUGGAGCCCGUCUUUUGUUAAUAUCGUCAUCAGAUUUGUGUUAGGCAGAGGGCUGACAUUCGGGAACGAGGCCACCAAUCUUUUCGCCAUCAUGGCUCGUUUCAACGCCGUGUGCACACCGGCGGUGUACUUGUGGGGGAGUCCGGCUCUGAGGGACGCCACGAUGAGGACAUUGUGGGGCAGACUGUGCACAAGGUGCAAGAAGAGAGUCGACUCCUGUAAUGCGAAGGCAGAUAAUAAAAAGUCAUGGAAAUAACAAGAACCCGAAGACUCCAUGCAGCACGUUGUCCUGAUCAACUGCUUUUUUUCUUUGCCUUCUCCUCCUCCCCGUUCUCCCUCUCUCUCUGUCUCUCUCUUUGAAUAAGUUCGAUUGAAACUAUAUAGCCUACUCAUUAUAAGAGUUGUUAUGCUCACUCUAUUUUCUGAAAUGUUUCCAUCACUGGAUCUUACAAGGUCGUGCUAAUGUUUGAUCUGAACUAGCUGUUGAUUCAGUGACAGUGUCCUGAUAAGCAGUUACUCCUAUCAAAUGUUAAACUAUAGUGCUGUGCUGUAGUAGAGAAGCAAUGGUAUACAGUAGUUUAUAUUAAGGCCAGGGGCAGCCCUCCCCCCUAAAUCUGUGAAAUUUAAAUUAUAAAACAAAUGGCAAAUAAAAU
This is a messenger RNA of Seriola aureovittata, 1330 nucleotides long. RefSeq names its product kappa-type opioid receptor-like. The transcript is spliced from 2 exons. Gene Ontology annotation, molecular function: G protein-coupled receptor activity. Lineage: Eukaryota; Metazoa; Chordata; Actinopteri; Carangiformes; Carangidae. The record is from RefSeq and is a predicted model, not a curated record. Gene Ontology annotation, cellular component: membrane. Gene Ontology annotation, biological process: G protein-coupled receptor signaling pathway. The coding region runs from base 1 to 933 and encodes 310 amino acids.